AUGUCUUGCUAUGACCUGUGCUCUCCCUCUCCCUGCGGCGUCUACCGCCCCCAGCCCAUUGCUGACAGCUGAAACGAGCCCUGCGUCCGCCAGUGCCCCCACCGGCCCCUGCCUCGCCAGUGCCCUGACUCCACGGUUGUGAUCCAGCCACCUCCAGCUGUUGUCACCUUACCUGGCCCCAUCCUCAGCUCCUUCCCCCAGGAUUCAGUUGUGGGAUCCUCUGGAGCACCUGUCUUUGGGGGUUCUCUUGGCUAUGGGGGUUAUGGCUCCCUGGGCUACGGCUCCUCCCUGGGCUAUGGGGGCUACGGCUCCUCCCUGGGCUAUGGGGGUCUGUAUGGCUAUGGUGGCUCCCUGGGUUACAGGGGUCUGUAUGGCUGUGGUAGACCCUAUUUUGGUUCUGCCUAUUGCAGCCCUUACUCCUACCGCUACAACAGGUACCGCCGUGGCAGCUGCGGGCCCUGCUAA
Molecule: messenger RNA, 465 nt
Organism: Pterocles gutturalis (yellow-throated sandgrouse)
Lineage: Eukaryota; Metazoa; Chordata; Aves; Pterocliformes; Pteroclidae
Product: scale keratin-like
Cellular component (GO): intermediate filament
Molecular function (GO): structural constituent of cytoskeleton
Source: RefSeq, a predicted model, not a curated record